CCGUCCGAGUCGCUGCCACUGUCGACGUCCUCUGCCGCUCCCUACUAUUAACCGCUGCUUGUACGUCUGACGCGCAUAUACUGACUUAUCUGCAAGAGCGUGGCCUUGUAUUUUAUUUCCGCCUACUGAACACUUCGUCGUUGCGCUCAGAAACGUCGAGCAGCUAGUCAAGAUGCAGCCCGCACCAAAUCGGCUAGGACUAGGCAUGCGUCCUCCUUUGCCGUCGUACGGCCAGGGUCCCUCAAUGCAGGCUCUUGCGCAGCAAAGCCAGAUGGCACACCACCCUGCGUUUAUCCCGCCGCAAGCCCACAAAAGUAUCAAUAUGUUCAUUGGAUCGAUAUCUGCAGGGAUUCAGGACUCAUUCAUGAACGCGCUGCUCUCUGCGUGCGGGACAGUAAAGCAAUUCAAACGGCUUAUCACGCCUGCAGGUAAGCCCCAGGGCUUUGGUUUUGCAGAAUUCGAGGAUCCGGACAGUGCACUUCGUGCCAUGACGCUGCUGAAUGGGGUGGAGUUACCUGCAUUGGAGGAUGGUUCCAUGAAUAAGAAGCUCCUGGUCAAGGCUGACGAGAAGACAAAAAUAUUCUUGGAUGCAUACCAGGCGCAGCGGAUGAAGACCGAUGAAGAUGAUGCUAAACUGGCCUCCGCCAAGGCUAGAGUGGAUGCAUUGGUGAAUGACAUCCAUAAAGCUUCUCAAGAAGCCGUUCAGAAUGGAUUGAUAGAAAGAGAGAAAUAUGUCAUUCCUCCGCAUCUACACGAUCUUCAAGAGGCAGAUCUGCCAGAAACCCAGCGCGGUCUAGUCAUGAACGAGAUUGCCCAGUUCCGGGAGAAAGCCGCCAAGCGAGAAAGGGAAAAAAUGCGGGACGUACAGGCCAGUAUGCCUGCCGUUCUAGGAGCGCCGAGCGGACCCAAGGUGCGGGAAUGGGGGAAGCCGUCGCCGACUGCGGGGCACUCGCCUAGCCCAGGCCCCAAAGGUAUGGGCCAAGGUCCACAAGGAUAUGGUAAAGCUCCUGGGUUUGUUAAGGGAAGGGAGGGUAGUGUUUCUUCGGUGGACGAUGAACGGGCGGCUGCGGGCAAAGCUCAGAAGACAGACGAGGAAUUGGAACAGGAGAGAAGAGAAGCUCGGAGGCGCGACGAGGAGAAUUCGUACCGAGACCGUGAGCGUCGUUAUGAACCUCGUGAGCGAACGCGAAUACAAGCCCUUGAACGCGCAAUCGCACGGGAGCGGGCAGUUAAGGAAGCUGAAGAACGCGAUCGAAUCGAAAUGCGGUCCCGGCUUGACAUCUGGGAUGAUGACGAAAGCGAUGAACUGUUCUAUACGGAUCGUUCUCGGUGGCGUCACCUUCGAGCUCGGAGAUUAGCCGCAGAAGAGGCCGCGGAUGCCGAGUCGCGUGCCUACGAAGAACGUGAAGCAGAGAAUCUACGCCGGGAGUCCGAGGCAUUUUUGGCUCGUCAGAUGGAGGAGAUGCAGGCCUUGCAAGAUGAGCAGCGCAAAGCAGGCAUGCUCCUGGAUGACGGUGCGCCUGUCAAAUUGAAUAUGUCUCUCCAAGCGGCUGCCGCUCCCAAGGCGGAAGCCAGCGCAAAGGAGAAGCCCGCUGUUGUCUUCAGUAAUGAAGAGGAAGAGGAGGAAAGUGUUCGUAAACGGAAGGUUCCGUUAGUCAAGCUGGACUUCAGCGCGCAGGAAGGUGAAAAAGCAAAGGAGAGACUGGAGAAGAUUCGCGAGGCCGUUCCGAGGGAUAAGGAUACGCUCUUUAAGGCUAAAGUCAGAUGGGAUGGACUAUCCGAUACCAUCAUCGAUCGGAAGUUCGAGCCACUAGUUAAACGGCAGAUGGUCAAAUUCUUAGGCGAACUUGAAGAUGAUGACCUUAUUAUGUUCUGUCUGGAACACUUGAAAGACCACAAGGGACCGAAACAACUGGUUGAGGGUCUUGAACCGGUUCUCGAGGAAGAAGCAUCGGAACUGGUCAUCAGCAUCUGGAGACAAGUCAUAUUCGAGAGUAUGGCAUAUGGAGAAGGUCUACAUACGGAAAGAAUGAUGGUUGACUCAUAAUUGCUUGCAUACCGAGCGGGGCAGGUGCGUUGUACGGCAGUGUCGAGAAUAUGGAACGUUACGUUACAGCAGUCAUUAUUCGCACCCAAGUGAAGUGAUGGUAUGUCAAGCAGCGGCUGUUGGGUCUCAUGGGACUCUGUAGUGAGUUUGCCUUUUGAUCAUACGGCAGAAUGUAAUGAUAUUGCUUUCCAUCUCGUAUGUAUGAUAUCACUGGAAGGAUGUUCUGCUUUGGCGUCUGCAGGUUCGUGGGUAUAACUUGGAAGACGUGCAUGAUGUGGAUAGCAUGCUUGAACCAUGGGGCAAAUGCUAAGUUCCG
Molecule: messenger RNA, 2363 nt
Organism: Gloeophyllum trabeum ATCC 11539
Lineage: Eukaryota; Fungi; Basidiomycota; Agaricomycetes; Gloeophyllales; Gloeophyllaceae
Exons: 10
Coding region: 173-2047 (624 amino acids)
Biological process (GO): mRNA processing
Cellular component (GO): spliceosomal complex
Molecular function (GO): mRNA binding
Source: RefSeq, a predicted model, not a curated record